GAUUCUGUUGAUUUCACUUCAUUGUACUUCCCACCGCCUGCGAUCAAGCAUAACGGUGACUAUACAACUUGCUCUGAUUAGACCUUGGACUCACAUUCUUCCUUUGACUAUAUCCCAGUACAACAGCCAUGGGAGGAAUCUUCAGCUUUUUCAGUUUCAGUAAACCAUGGAGGACAAUAAACUGGGGAGACAACCAGAGUGAGCUGCAGUAUGUGAAGGACUAUAAACCUCAGACUGAUGGCCUCAGGAUUCUUCUUCAUGGACCAGUUGGAGCUGGAAAAUCCAGUUUCGUCAACUCUGUCCAAAGUGUUUUAAAAGGCCAAAUGUGCAGACAGGCUUUGGUAGCUAACACCUCUCGCGGCUGUUUCACAAAAUCGUACACAACCUACAAGAUUCAAAAAGGCCCAGAGACCUUUUACCCUUUUGUCUUCAAUGACAUCAUGGGCCUGACCAAGGACCAAGGUGUCUCUGUGGACGAUGUCAAACUGGCUCUGAAGGGACACGUGAAGGAAAAUUAUGAGUUUAAUCCUGAAUCAACAUUGUCAGAGAAGGAUCUUACAUUCUACAACAAACAUCCGACUGCCAACGACAAAGUGCAUGUUCUGGUUUGUGUCAUUGAUGCCAACACAGUAUCUGAAAUGAGUGACGAAAUUCAAGACAAGAUUCAUAACAUCAGGAUGGAAGCCAGUAAACUGAGGAUUCCUCAAGUGGCCAUUCUCACCAAGAUUGAUCUGGUCUGUCCUAAAAUCCAAAACAAUUUGAGGAAUGUCUAUGAGACCGUGCACAUUAAGAACAAGAUGGAGGAGCUAAGUGCAUUGGUGGGAAUUCCAAUGAACUGCAUCUUCCCUGUGAAGAACUACCAUGAAGAAAUCAACCUCAACAGUGACAUUGACUCACUGAUCCUGAGCGCCCUGAGAAACAUCAUCGACAUAGGAAAUGACUACCUCAACUUAAAGAGGUCUGACGGUGAUGAUUCCAGAGAGCCUCCUCCAGCCUUCAAUGAUGAACCUGCACCCCCAUACACACAAUGGCAAUGAUAUGUGUCACAGCGUCCUGAUGAUCCAGACUGUUUCAGAUUAUGUCUGGACUUCUCUGGGAUAUAUGUUGUCUGUUAUUCGUUCAAUAAUCUAAACUCAGAGUGACUCUGUAGAUUUGUUCUGUACAUGUAUAUUUCCAUAGAUAUAUCUAUGUAUAUUUCUGUCUUGCAUUCUGCUGCAAUUCCACCCACGUGGAAGAAUAAAGUAUUGCAGUUCAUUUCCACAUAGAGGAUCUUUGACUGUAUUAUAUUGGCUACUGGAACUGAGCUUGGCAAGACUACUUUUUCAUUUUCCGCUCUACAUUCCUGGAAUGCCUAACAAAGCACCUUAAAAUGUGUCUCUCCUCAAUCUAUCAGUCAAUUUAAGGCCUUGAUUAGUGUGUGUCUUAUUGUGCCUGCUUUAUUUGAUUGUUUAAAAAUGUGAUCUGUUGUAAUUUAAAUAUUAUGUUAGGGUUUAUUUGGGGAAAUGUAUGCUGUUUUCAAUAAACUUUGUAAAAUAAAAUUUCAAAGUCUUUGGUUCUGAAGAAAAGUAGCUGGGCUGUGUCACGCACAUCGAAGUCUCGCUUUGCCAGACCUUCCUCCACAGUGCUGUGGAUGAAAGUCUUUUUUGGUGUUUUUUUAUUAUGACAAUCAAUUGUGAAUUAUUGUGAAAAUGCCUACCAAUAAAAUCACUGGUUUCAGCUUCUUA
This is a messenger RNA of Perca fluviatilis (European perch), 1724 nucleotides long. RefSeq names its product interferon-induced protein 44-like. The record is from RefSeq and is a predicted model, not a curated record. NCBI's taxonomy places the organism in Eukaryota, Metazoa, Chordata, Actinopteri, Perciformes, Percidae. The transcript is spliced from 11 exons. Bases 129 to 1037 code for a protein of 302 amino acids.